AUUAAUUGGCCAUGUUCGGUUAAUUUGAUUGUACUUUGUGGAAUGCGUAUACAUCAGAUAAAUUAAAACAAAGUAUGUAAUAUAAGAACCAAUAGCCCACUCAUAUCUCGUCGACACAACACAGACCUCAACUCAAGUGCGGUUAAAUCAUUCUCAUUUGUUUGUUAACUUAUGCCGAAUGUUGACCGCUUUUUCGUGUGCCAUAAGUAUAGUUGUGUUUUAAACCAUCGCAUAUCGUUUCGUUAUAUAACGCGAUAAGUUAAACUUGCUGAUAACGUAUAACUUACAUAUUAUUCCUGGUUCACGCAGGUAAUCGAAAGGUUUGCGGUUGAUUACCUAUUUUUUUUUCACAAAGACUUUCGUGUUUUUCGUUUCGUGGUGUAUUGUUUCGGAAAAGUUGAAAAAAAAAAUGUCUCUAAUAGUUGAGGUGAAACAAGGUAAACUUAAAGGAAAACACAACACUUCGUCGUUGAGUGGUAAAAAAUAUUAUACUUUUUCGGGUAUACCUUAUGGUAAACCACCUGUCUGCGAUUUACGAUUUCGACCUCCAGAACCAGCUGAGAAAUGGGAAGGCAUAUUCGACGCAACUUACGAAAAAGAGAUCUGCAUGCAAAAGGAUGAAUUUUUAGGGGGUGAUAUUAACGGAUCCGAAGAUUGCCUUUUUCUCAAUAUAAAUACUCCGGAGGAUCCUAGCACUAUAAAAACCCCUAAAGCUGUCAUGGUUUUUAUUCACGGAGGUGCUUACUUUUUUGGAUCUGGUUCAGAGAGAUGGUAUUCGGCUGAUUAUUUGAUCGAACAAGAUGUCAUUGUGGUUACAUUGAAUUACAGACUACAUGCACUCGGAUUUCUAAACCUAGGCAUACCAGAAUGUCCUGGAAAUGCUGGCCUGAGAGAUCAAGCCCUGGCCUUGAAAUGGGUCAAAGAAAACAUAGCACAGUUCGGAGGAGAUGCCAAUAAUGUUACCCUGUUCGGUGAAAGUGCCGGAGCAUCUUCAGUUCAUUUCCUCAUGUUAUCUCCUCUCACCAAAGGAUUAUUCCACAAAGCGAUCGUACAAAGUGGUUCUGCAUUGGCACCCUGGGCAUUAUCAUACGAUUACGAAUCAAUAGCUCAAGAACUCGGCCAAAAACUCAAUUUUCCCGGAGGAAGUGUACACGAAUUACUAGAUUUCUUGAAAAAGCAGGAUGCCUCCGAAUUGACUCGAGCCAGUUACUUAAUGAGACUUGAACUCGUUGAUAGACAUCCAGGCAGAGCGAGUGCGGUUCCAUUUGCUCCUUCGGUGGAAACUCUCAAAGAUGGAGCCUUCCUUCCUGACAUACCAGAGAAGCUUUUAGAAAACGUCGAUCCAAUACCAAUCAUUUAUGGCGUCACUAACAAGGAAGGGAUCUUAUUUUGCAAACUGACCUCGACAGAUACGGUGGAUAAAUUAAAAACCGAUUUUUCUAUCAUUUUGAGAAAUAAUUUCAAAAUCCAUCCUGCCCUUGUAUCAGAUCUAGGUGAUAAAAUCAAGAAGUAUUAUUUCGGCGAUAAGGAAGUAGAUUUCGGUGAAGAAGUUUUUGAUCUUUACACGGAUUUGUUUUUCUAUCGAUUUUACGACAGUAUUGAAAAUCUUACGAAAUCAUCGACUCCUCCGUUCGUUUACGAGUUUUGUUACGAUGGUAAUUUAAACGUGUAUAAAAAAUUUAUCGCAGCUGGUGUUUAUCCUGAAGCUAAAGGAGCCUGCCACGCUGAUGAAAUUCCUUACAUUUUUUCACUGAAAGUACUCCCGAAUGCGCCACCUUUAGUUGGAGAUGACCUCAAAGUGAUCCAGAAUAUGACCUCUCUUUGGGCAAAUUUUGCCAAAAAUGGGAAUCCUAAACAAGAUUUAUGGAAACCUUCCACCUCCAGUGAACCUCGUUACUUAAGAAUUGAUCGCGAGUUGACCUUAGUUGAAGGAAAAGUCUAUGGGAAACGAUUGCAGUUUUUGAGAGAUUUAUUGGAUCCGGUGAUCCAGUCUCAUAGCAUAUUCUAAUCUUAUCGUGCUUAUUUUAGAUAUACUCAUCAAGCUUAAAAUAAACUAAAACAUUAUCUUUAAUGAG
Molecule: messenger RNA, 2075 nt
Organism: Planococcus citri (citrus mealybug)
Lineage: Eukaryota; Metazoa; Arthropoda; Insecta; Hemiptera; Pseudococcidae
Product: esterase FE4-like
Exons: 10
Coding region: 410-2008 (532 amino acids)
Source: RefSeq, a predicted model, not a curated record